Messenger RNA from Panicum hallii, 638 nucleotides. RefSeq names its product calcium-binding protein CML38-like. Bases 90 to 383 code for a protein of 97 amino acids. The record is from RefSeq and is a predicted model, not a curated record. Gene Ontology annotation, molecular function: calcium ion binding; enzyme regulator activity. NCBI's taxonomy places the organism in Eukaryota, Viridiplantae, Streptophyta, Magnoliopsida, Poales, Poaceae. The transcript is spliced from 2 exons.
GCCUUCUUCCUCACUCACCAAACCCAGCCAAGCGAAUUAAGCUGCGGUGAUAGCUAGGCAAGCGGCGGCCGGCGUGAGGGAUCGGAUCCAUGGCGUUCAUGCGGUACCGCGCGCUGCCGCAGGGGGAGCCGACGGUGGAGGAGUUCCGGGCGUGGCUGGCGCAGUUCGACGCCGACCGCGACGGCCGGAUCAGCCGGGAGGAGCUCCAGCACGCGCUGCGGAGCCUCAACGUGUGGUUCGCGUGGUGGAAGGCGCGGGGCGGGGUGCGCGCCGCCGACGCCAACGGCGACGGCGGCGUGGCCGGGGACGACGAGGUCGCCCGGCUCUUCGCCUUCGCGCAGAGGCACCUCCACGCCAAGAUCGCCCAGCUCGGGUUCUACUGAAUGUGCACCGAUGAUCCGUGAGACGAUCGUAUCGUCGAUGUGAUCGAGUCUGUACUUGUGACUACUCCUAUAUUGUAAGUGUGUGAAUGAAUUUGGUGUUUGUUACUGCUUGUGCUUUUGCAGUAUUUUACAACACAAUACUAUUCAGUACAACAUCUGGGCUGGUAUAAGUCCAUCAAGUCUGAAUAAAGACAUGAUAAAAAGAUCUACGGUGUGCAGAACAAAGUCCAUCAAGUCCGGAUAAAAACAUCUCGA